Molecule: messenger RNA, 2792 nt
Organism: Colius striatus (speckled mousebird)
Lineage: Eukaryota; Metazoa; Chordata; Aves; Coliiformes; Coliidae
Gene: ST6GAL1
Product: ST6 beta-galactoside alpha-2,6-sialyltransferase 1
Exons: 8
Coding region: 320-1567 (415 amino acids)
Molecular function (GO): sialyltransferase activity
Source: RefSeq, a predicted model, not a curated record
CGAAGAUGCUUGUGCCAGCUUUGUUCCCCAGGAAGAAGCACUGCCAGAAGAUGCUUCAGCUCCUCUGAUAUCAGAGAGUCCUUGGGAAGAGCUUACUCUGGUGGGAGCGGAGAGGUCCACGUGAAGGGGAACAUCACCUGCUGCCAAGGUGUUUCUUGAGCUCAUGAGUGUGUCACAGAACUGUUGUGUUUUCGGAUAUUCUGCUUAAACUCUCAGAAGAAAAUCAACCAAAAAUGACCUGAGGUGGAGACCUGCUGCUUUAUCCCCAGGAGCACCGUCCUGCCCUGUGUUCGUGUUCCAUUUGGAUGCACCAUACACUAUGGUUCACGUCAAUGUACUGAAAAAAUCCAUGUGUGUUCUUGUGGUGAUACUGCUAGCACUGACAGUUUGCCUGUGGAGAGAGACAAGAAAAAGCUACUAUCUUCCUUUCAAGACUGAGAAGAAUGAUUUGCACGUUCAUAGGACUUCAGAAAACUGGAACCUGCUUAAAUCACAGGGCCUUUUCCACGAAGCAGCCAGUGAAUUGGGUCAGGUACCCAAAACGUGGUUUGGUGCCUCUGACAAAGUAAAAGACAACACCUCUGGAACAGCUGAGAAGUCAAAAAAAGCAGCAGACUCUGUGAAGGUAUGGGAUAAGGACAGUUCAUCCAGAAAUCUCAUACCCAGGCUGCAGAAGGUCAGAAAAAACUACCUGUCCAUGAACAAGUACAAUGUGACUUACAUCGGGAAGAGGAAUGCUGCUAAAGUCAGCCCAGAGAGGCUGCUCUGCCAGCUACGGGACAGGGUGAAUGUGAUCAUGAUCCAAGGCUCAGAUCAUCCUUUUAAUAGCCCCAAAUGGCAGCAAUACCUACCUGGGAAAAGCCUCAAUGAAACAGUGGGCCGCCUGGGCCGCUGUGCUGUCGUGUCCUCAGCGGGGUCUCUGAAAUCAUCUCAUCUGGGACAAGAGAUAGACAGCCACGAUGCUGUCUUGCGAUUCAACGGGGCUCCUGUCAAGGGGUUUCAAGAAGAUGUGGGUCAAAAGACAACAAUUCGUCUCGUGAACUCACAGCUUGUAACUGUUGAGGAGCAGCAGUUCCUGAAGGAAGCACUAUAUAACACUGGAAUCUUGAUUGUCUGGGAUCCAGCACCGUAUCAUGCAGAAAUUCAGGAGUGGUACAGAAAACCAGACUACAACUUUUUUGAAAGCUAUAAAUUGUACCGCAGUGCGCAUCCAGAGCAGCCCUUCUAUAUCCUGAACCCAAAAAUGCAGUGGCAGCUCUGGGAUAUUCUGCAGGAGAAUUCCCUGGAGCACAUUCAGCCUAAUCCACCGUCUUCAGGAAUGCUUGGCAUCGUGAUUAUGAUGACGCUCUGCGAUGAAGUGGACGUGUAUGAAUUCCUCCCUUCCAAACGGCAGACGGACAUUUGCCACUACUACCAGAAGUUUCACGACCGUGCCUGUACCAUGGGAGCUUAUCACCCCCUCCUGUUUGAGAAGAACCUGGUGAAGCAUAUAAACCAGGGCACAGACGAGGACAUCUAUACUCGCGGGAAAGUCACUUUGCCUGGCUUCCGAAACGUGCAUUGCUAGCAAAUCAUUUCUUGGUGUGUUUCAGGAUUUUUCUUGACUGUUAAAGCACUUUUUUAAAAUCAGGGUUGUCAGAUUUGUUCAGUCCAAGCACUGGUGUGUUUUGACAGCUCUUCCACGUUGCAACACUUGCUCUUAGGACUUGGUUGCCUAAACUUCUCCCAGCUGCAAGGCGGUGUUGAUACACUGUGGUACCUCCACUCCCCAUCUACAUGAGCCACUGCAAUACAUUUCCUCCUGAUGAAGCCAGGCUCAUGCAGAAGGUGGAUAUCUCUGUCUUCAUCUCAUCCAAUGGCAGUGUGGGAGGUGCAGGUGAUGCUUUCUAAGCAGAGGUUGCACAAGUCAGGAUCAGAUGCCAAGGAUAGUUUGGUUUGCUUCAAAGGGCUUACGGCAGCCAAAAACUGUUGAGAAAUAAGAAAAAUCAUAUAAAGCUUGUUCCUGUGGGUUUGGGAGCUCUUUGGAGCAGGGAUGAUUUGUGGAAACACUGUCAAAGCCGUGCUCUGAUAAGCUAAACUAGUCCAAAAUAUUUGAUUUUAUGAAUGAUUCAUGAAAGAGCCAUGACAACCUCCUGUCAAAUCCUACGACUUCUGACAAUAUUCCAGUGGCAUUUUUGGCAAAGGAAGAGGGAGGCAGUUCACAAUUCAGUGAUUCUUGCAAGACUUUUGAAUCUUUUAACUUUUUUAAUGGCUUAAAAUAAAUUUUAGUGAACAGUUUGCUUCUCCAGCACAGUGCUGUGCUUGGUACAGAAGAAGACUCAUUUCAGAACCGUUUUGUGGAAGAUGUUCUGAGGGCACAAGUGGGAGGACUCAGUGUAAAUCAGUACCUCUUUCCAUCUCUCUGCUGGUCUACCUUUGCAGCUGUUGGCCAGUUACUUGCUGGCCCAUCCCCAGUAGCAGAAAUACCACCUAGCUGCUGCUAGAUAAGUUCUCUGUGAGCCAACUGAGAUGAUCUCUCAGCUGCUGUGUGCUUUUUCUGGAUGGAUGGGGAGUGGAUGUGUCGCUUCAUGAGCGGUGGGAAGGGAGAGUGUUCUCUGCUCCUCGUGGUGAAACACAGGCAGAAUUGAGGAGGGUGUAUUUUUUCUUCUCAAGGAGACUGUCCUGUGACAGCAUGGUGGGAGCAGUAGCUCUGCAUUGUGUGUGUAUCAGUGAGAACAUCUCCCUGGUCUUCCGUACUGAAGUGUUUGGUGAUGUCUGUAAGGAAAGCUUUUUCUUCUCCUGUUUUGAAUAAA